Molecule: messenger RNA, 2592 nt
Organism: Seriola dumerili (greater amberjack)
Lineage: Eukaryota; Metazoa; Chordata; Actinopteri; Carangiformes; Carangidae
Gene: dnai3
Product: WD repeat domain 63
Exons: 21
Coding region: 30-2546 (838 amino acids)
Biological process (GO): inner dynein arm assembly; cilium movement involved in cell motility
Cellular component (GO): inner dynein arm
Molecular function (GO): dynein heavy chain binding; dynein light chain binding
Source: RefSeq, a predicted model, not a curated record
AGCCUGAUCACCCUGAGGAUAUCUUCCCCAUGGUCCUGACAUCGGCAACCCAGGAGCUCUUUGGUUGCCGCGCUGAUGAGGACGUCACAGGGGAGAGCCCUUACAAGCUGCUGAAAAAAGACGACAUCAUACAGGACAUUAAGACAAGAGCUGCAGUGUCCGAUUUCAGCCCUGUGAAGCAGAUUGUGCUGGACUACCCAGAGGAUGAGAUCUUGCUGGUUUUUGACAGAGACUUCACUUAUGGCCAGAGUUUCUACCUGAUUCUGACACCAGAAGCUAAGGGAAGAAUCCUCAGUCCCCCUGAGCCCGAGACACCAGUAGUGAUUGAGAAUGAAGUCAGUAAAACCCCAGAACCAAAGCCAUGGAUAUCUCUUGGCAGUGAGCUGGAAAUAGAUGAAGAAUCUGUCAAAGAGACCAGAGAAAAGCUGCGGUUCACAUUCUCUAGAGUGCGGAGGAAGUUUGGGCAACCAGUCUCUUUUUCUGACCGAAAUGCUUCAGAUCGCUACCUGGAGUGUAUUUCCUAUCAAGACAGCAGAUUCAGUAUCAAGCUGAUGCAGAGAGACUGUGGGAUACAGGCUGUUCCCAGAUUGCAGAGAAGCAGUGCUCAGACACAGUGGAAGUCUCAGAGGAAUAACUUUACUCAGUACGAGCCAAGAGAGUUAAGUGAGGAAGAAAAAGAAAACAUCCACCAGUCUGAGAGUCUGAAGAAUUUUUGCAAUUUAGUGACUCCCAGGGUUUUGCAAGCUCUUCAGCAGGAAGAGAUCAUGAAUGUAUUCACUGAUGACUGGAAGGUUCUGGGGACAGGGGCUGAAGAUGGUGACUGGUCUGGGAAGGCUUCUGAAGGUUUGAUGCUUUAUCAGGCCUUCACAGACCAGAAGUACACUAAGGACAAGCGCAUCAGCAGCAUUAACUGGCACCCAACUAUUCAUGGUGUGAUAGCUGUGGCUUUGACAGAAAAAAAGGAGGAGGAUCAGUUGAACGAGUCAUCUACAUUUGACGUCAGACCAUCUUUCAUUGUUUUCUAUUGCUUCUCUGACCCCACCAAUCCCCAGUUGCUACUAGAGUGCCCAGAUGACAUUUUUGCCUUCGAGUUCUGCCCCUCUGAUCCAAAUAUUAUCGUUGGCGGCUGCAUGAAUGGCCAGGUUGUGUUAUGGGACAUUUCUGCUCACGUCACACAGUUACAGGGAAUGCAAUCUAGUGGAAAAAAGACCUCUGUCAACACUGACACAUUCGACCUUGAUGACAACAAAGAGAAUAAGGCUCCUGUUGUGCGUUUCUGUGCAGUGUCUGCCAUAGAGAACAGCCACAAAGCACGAAUUACUGAUGUCCAGUGGCUGCCACCAACGUUUGAGGUGACCAGGACGGGCUUACCAGUGGAGAACAAGUAUAAGAUUUCUGUUCAAGUUGUCACCUGCUCUCCUGACUGCACUAUUAUGUUCUGGGAUGUGCGAGUGCCAAAACUGUUGAACCUGUCAGCGUCAGACAAAAAGCAGAAUGUGGAUCAGAAGACCCAGAUGACACCCUACAGUGUCCCCGACACUUUCAAACACCUGGACCGUACAUGGAAACCACUGUUCAGGGUUUCGCUGCCAAAGAUCAAUAUCGGUGGAGAAUACGCUCCUUUGAAGUUCAGCUUCGAACACUACACUUGUAAUGGUAAUACAGAUAGGAACACAGGAGAAGCUGAUGAAAACGAUGACAGCUCAGAGAUCAUCGCAGACUACAGCCAGCUCAGAGUGCCCUCAGCCAAAGCAAUCACUACUUUGGAGGCUGUCAAUACCAAGCUCUAUAUUGGAACAGAGGAUGGAGAGAUUAUUUACACUGACUGGAAACUGGAGAAGGACGACGCUGGACGUCUAAACAGUGCCAAGCCCCUCCACUGUUUUAACGUCCAUCACUGGCUGGUAAAUACAGUACAGCGAUCACCCUUCUUCAAAGACAUUAUUUUGACGACGGGAGGCUGGCACUUCGCCAUCUGGAAGGAGGGAGUCAUGGACGGCCCCAUCAUAAUGUCACCAAGCUCUGAGCAGGAGUGCACUGUGGGAUGCUGGUCCCUGUCCCGACCAGCUGUUUUCUUCAUUGGGAAAGACGAUGGCAGCAUUGAUGUGUGGAACCUGGUGGAAAAGAGCAGUGAGCCUGCACACGUCCACGCACACGUGACCAACGCCAGGAUUUCCUGCAUCAAACCCUGGAAUUACUCCUCCAAGCAGCACUUCCUGGCUGUGACUGACGACCUUGGAAUGGUUCGUGUUUUCGAAAUCCCAAAGAUACUCAACAUUCCCUCUAGGAGUGAGACUUUGAGUGUGAGGAAAUACUUCGAACAGGAGGAAGACAGAUUGAAGGAUUAUUUGAAGAAGGAGGAACAGUGGGUAAAAGAGAAAAAGGAAGCUGAAGAACUCAAGAAGAAAAUGGAGUCUGGCAAGUCAGUCAAAUCCCUGCAGGACGAUGACAGGGUGAAGAUGAAGGAGGACUAUCAUGAUUACCUGGCACUGGAGGAAAGCAUCCUGAAGGGCAUGGGCCUGUGCCCAGCUACUGCAGAUUCCUAAUAUCACACAUGCACACACACAUGAAUGCAAAUUGCAUUUUAUACAA